GUUGCAUGCUGAAGAGAGCUUUUUUUAAAGAGGAUGAUAGGAUGAAGGUUGGAAUCCCGAGGGGAAAUAAAGAUGAAGAUAAGAGUGUGCCAAGGGGUUAGUGGCAUCAUCCUCGUCACCAUGGUUACCAGUCUCAUGUUGGUGUACAACAACAGCGGCUCCGGGGACAGAUCCCCUUCUUCAUCAUCCCAACGUCUAGAUGCUCCUGCUCCAUCCACGAGAAAGCCGGAGAGACCGCAGCGUCUCCCAGCACCAACACUCGAGGGGUACACAGGUGUCAUGGAUCAUAAGCCUCUGAAGAUGCACUGCAGGACUUGUGCCCUGGUGACCAGCUCCGGCCAGCUGACUGGGAACAGGAGAGGUGAAGAAAUCGACCGCUCUGAGUGCGUCAUCCGUAUGAACGACGCUCCCAGCAUAAACUACCAGCGUGACGUCGGGCGACGCACAAGCCUGCGUGUCGUAGCGCAUUCCAGCCUGCAGAGGGUGCUGAGGAGCCGGCAGGAGCUGCUCAACGCGAGCCAGGACACGGUGUUCAUCUUCUGGGGACCCAGCAGCUGCAUGAGACAGGAUGGGAAAGGCCACGUUUACAACAACCUCAGGGUUUUGAACCAUCUACUGCCCAAACUUAAAGUCUACGUCAUCUCUCGGGUCAAAAUGCUGAAGUUUGAUGAACUAUUUAAAACGGAAACGGGGAUUGACAGGAGGAGUUCCAACUCCUGGCUUAGUACCGGCUGGUUCACCAUGGCCAUAGCCGUGGAGCUGUGUGACAGGAUCAACGUGUACGGCAUGGUGCCUCCUGAUUUCUGCAGAUCCUCCUCUCAUCCCUCUCUGCCAUAUCAUUACUAUGAGCCCCGGGGGCCCGACGAGUGCUCCAUGUAUCUCUCCCACGAGAGGAGCCGGCGAGGAAGCCACCACCGCUUCAUCACGGAGAAGGCCGUGUUCGCAAACUGGGCUCGAACCCUCAACAUCCACUUUCACCAGCCGGACUGGAAGCCAGCCGCUGUCACUGUCACCGCCAGCGUGAACAGCUCCCAAGCACCGUCUCCAGCUGGAACCUGA
Messenger RNA from Anoplopoma fimbria (sablefish), 1059 nucleotides. It is a transcript of the gene st6galnac5b, whose product is annotated as ST6 (alpha-N-acetyl-neuraminyl-2,3-beta-galactosyl-1,3)-N-acetylgalactosaminide alpha-2,6-sialyltransferase 5b. Gene Ontology annotation, molecular function: alpha-N-acetylgalactosaminide alpha-2,6-sialyltransferase activity. The coding region runs from base 73 to 1059 and encodes 328 amino acids. The record is from RefSeq and is a predicted model, not a curated record. NCBI's taxonomy places the organism in Eukaryota, Metazoa, Chordata, Actinopteri, Perciformes, Anoplopomatidae. The transcript is spliced from 5 exons. Gene Ontology annotation, biological process: oligosaccharide metabolic process; ganglioside biosynthetic process.